Nothobranchius furzeri (turquoise killifish) is the source of this 4219-nucleotide messenger RNA. The record is from RefSeq and is a predicted model, not a curated record. NCBI's taxonomy places the organism in Eukaryota, Metazoa, Chordata, Actinopteri, Cyprinodontiformes, Nothobranchiidae.
UGAGUUUACCGAAGUAGCUAGCUAACUAUCAGUUUAACAUGUAGCAUGUACUGUUUAACCAUGAAAUUUAAAUGUAAAAUACGGUAAAAUAAUUAAUAGGGCAUAUUUAGAUGGGUAAUAUGGUAAAAGAUCAAAAUGGGUUGAAAUAUGACGGAGCGCAAAGAGGGAGACUUCUGUGUCCAUUCUUCCACCCGGUAAUCCCCAGCGGUCAGGCCGGGCAGCCUGGACGAUCCGGCGCCUACUUGCUGCGCCUAGCUGCUGCGCGGUCUGACCGCUCGUGGAGUUUUUCAUGUCUGACUUUAACCGCAUCUAAUACUGUAUUACGGCGUGAGCGCAACAGCGACAACUUAAUAUCGAUGUGUAAGCAGCCUGAGUGGUAGGGUGUUUUCAUCUGAACCCUUAAAAUCUCCAGCAGGCUUGGAGUGACACCUGUGUCCAUUCUUCCAUCCGGUAAUCCCCAGCGGUCAGGCCAGGCAGCCUGACCGGUGGGGCGGCUAGUUUCUGCGCGGGCUGACCGCUCGUGGAGCUCUCAGAGACAGAUCUGACCGGAGAAAUACUGCAGCUCGGUGAGAAGUCUAUAGGGCAUACAGCGUUUCCCUUAAAUCCCACCGCCACGCCGACAAGAUCCCAAGUUUCUUUGUUUUUGUUUGCGCUGUUUACAGAAGAAGCAGCGGGAACUAAUAUGUUGUCGCUUGUGAUCACAGCCGGCGGGUAGCAAGUAUGUACAGUCUAUGAUUUUACCGCUCCCUCCUGCAGUCUUCCCCUAUUAAAAUUUAAAAUGUGUAACUUCAUGUAUUGGGAUGAAUGACUGAUAUUCAUGUUAAACUCAAACGUUAGGUAUUUAGGGGGAAAAAACAAAAUAAUAAACAUUAUACAGAUGUCAAAUAAAUCAAACUGUAAUUAAACUACACUCUUAAAAAUGCUGGGUUAUUUUGCUAACCCAACUGCUGGGUUAAGGCUGAUUUUUAAGCAGUUGGGUCAAUUUAAUACAACAUUGGGUCAAACAUUUUGACCCAGCAUGUUGGGUUAAAAGGGGCGGUAAAAAGAAAGAUCCUCCCCCUCGUCUGUGCCAGCUUCACCAUUUUAAAGUGGAGGAUGACAAGGACUUGCCUCAUUUCCAUGGACCUUCACACCAGCAAUGUUUAAAAAUAAGAUGGAUGAAUUUGUGAAGGACAAACUUCUGGAAUGGAACCUCUCUGAAUACAUCCCUGCUUUUGAAGCUGAAAAGAUUGACAAAGACAGCCUUUUCCUCUUGGAUGCGAACAGCUUGACGACUUUGAUACCUCUCCUGGGUCCACGCCUGAAAAUUCAGAAUAAUUUAAAAAGAUUACUUGAGGUAUGACCAGUGUCAGAGGUCAAAACAGAAUGGGGUACGUGUGCUUUAAAUGUCAUAGGUCUUUAGGUCAUAACAUAAGAGCUUUUUUUAACCAUCUCAGAGUGGUGCAUCAUAUACUUUCUACUUCGACUUAUUUCCAGUGUGCUCAAGUUGGGUGCCAUCGCACUUUUGAUCAAAUAAGAUCAUUCAGACGACACAUAAUUGGGCAUGCUAUUGAGUUUGACAUUGAAACAGAAGAAAGUAGCACAGGUGAACUUCCUGACAGUUCAGUAGAUCCUCAUUUAAGUGUGCUAAAUGAGGUGGAAUGCUGUGAGACUACAGCAGAACAUUGGGAUGAGCUAGAGGAAGACAACAUAAAGGACAGAGUUGCACUCUUCUUAGCUAGGUUAAAGGCAACAUCCUCUCAGACAUUCAGUGGGAUUAGAGAUGUAGUUGAAAACACAUCAGGUCUUAUCAGAGAUGUAGUUGGUUGCUUAAAGAGAAAAACACUCUCUUUUUUAAGAGAGAUCGGUCACUCUGAGACUCCACAAGCAGAGGACCUCAUGGAGCAGUUCACCAAAGCAGCUGAACCAUUUCAAGGAUUUGAAUCAGAGUACAAGCAAAUGAAAUAUUUUACUCAGUCUGGGUUCUUCAUACAGCCAGAGGCAGUACCACUCCCUGGCUUUUCCUUUACACAAGAAAUUGAUCGAGAGUCAGGAAAUGUGAAACAAGUUGCAGUUCGGGACACUUUCCAGUAUGUUCCCUUGAAACCCAUGUUGAAGCUUGUUCUGGAAAGUCCAGGAACAAUAGAUAAGAUCUUUGAAUGGCAAAAUCUUGAAAAUGCUGCCUUAGAGGAUUUCAGAGAUGGCACAAUAUUUGAAACUAAUCCACUUUUCUCUAAAGAUUUCUCUAUUCCAUUGGUUCUUUACAGUGAUGAGUGUGAGAUGGUGAAUCCACUUGGCGCAAAAACAUCAGUCCACAAACUUGGUUUUAUCUAUUUCACAAUGAAAUGCUUGCCACAGGAAUACAUGUCUAGUUUAAAGUCUCACUUCUUGUUGGCAGUGUACAAAGCUGAUGAUGUAAAAACAUAUGGAAUGAACACAAUUUUAGAGCCAAUUGUGAAUGACAUUAAAGACAUGGAACUGAAUGGCUUUCAUGUUGAAACCACACGUUUUUCAGGCAUUGUUAAGGCUGGAGUGGCACAGGUCUGUGGUGAUAACCUUGGACUUAAUGGAAUACUUGGUUACACAGAAAGCUUUGCAGGCAAUAGCGUGUGUCGGUGGUGUCGAGUUCACAAGGAAGUGUUGAGGGUACAGACAGUUGAAGCUCCUUCAUCAAUACGUGACAAGGUUAACUACCACUCAGACUUGCUUCUACACAAACCAGCUGAAACUGGCAUCAAGAGAGAGUGCUCUCUUAACAAGUUGCAGUUCUACCAUGUGACUGACAAUGUUGCUCCUGAUGUCAUGCAUGAUAUCCUCGAAGGGAUUGGUGGUUAUGAAAUUAAGCUUGUGCUCAAUGCAUUGAUUGAACAAAAAAUUGUCACUCUUGAUCAGCUGAACUACAGGUUGACAAGCUUUGACUAUGGAUUUUGUGAUGUCCACAACAAGCCAUCAACCAUCAAACCUCAGGACUUGAAAAAUCCUGAUACUGGACUUAGGCAAUCUGCUUCACAAACAUGGUGUCUGCUAAGACUGCUUCCCCUCAUGAUAGGGGAUUUGAUUCCAGAGGACAACAAAUAUUGGGAGUUGCUUCUUUUAUUGUUGAGCUGCAUGGAGUUUAUUUUUUCUCCUUCAUUAACAGAAGGAGCAGUAGUCUUUUUGGGGCACAUCAUUGAGAAGCACCAUUGUCUUUAUUUAGAGCUCUUCCCAGACAGACAUCUAAAACCCAAACACCACUUCAUGCUUCACUAUCCCAGAGCCAUACGGAAACUUGGGCCUGUUGUUCACUUCUGGUCAAUGCGCUUUGAGGCAAAACAUGGGUUUUUCAAAAGAGUGAGUCAUGUUACCUGCAACUUUCGAAAUAUCUGUAAAACCCAAGCCUACAGACAUCAAAUAAUGAUGUGUUACACUCUCCUGUCAGGCCAGAUGUUUUGCCAUGAGUUUGAAGUUGGGCCAGGAUAUACCAAACUCCUUGGUACAAUAGAGGAUUUUGAGAAGGUCAAAUCUGGGUUUGAAGGAGUUGCUGUUAUUACAGACGUUUAUCUGCCUUCUUGGAUUAAGUACAAGGGCACUAGCUACAGGACAGGAAUGACAUUAUUUAUGUCUCAUACAGAUGACUGCGAGCCUCAGUUUGGAACUAUUCAGAGCAUUGUGGUACUUCGUUCGAAUACUAAGCUCAUUUUAAAAAAGUGGGAAACAAUCGGCUUUGAAAGGCAUUUUUUUUGCCUUCAAUGUUUCCCCUACCUCAGCGAUUGAAGCAGUGGACAUUGAUUCCAUUGCUGACUAUCACCCUCUCCAUGCUGUGAAAUCCUACAAGGAGAAUUGCAGUGACCUACAUUUCACUGAGGUACAGGCUAUUUUAAACCCAAAGGGUUUUAAGUACUGUCUUGAGCUUUGACCUGGUACUACCUCAUUUUUGUGACAAAUAAAUGUAAAUACAUUCAAAUCAUUAAAAUAUUUGAUUAAAAUCAAUAUAACUGUGGAGCUGCAUAUCAGCUUUAUCAUCAUCACUUUUGAUUCAAGCCCUAAACAAACGGAGUCUGUUUGUGCACCAGCUGACAAAUUGCAGCACGUGGCUCCUGUCCAGGGUGGAACAUCAUUUUCCACCCUCGGAAUCAAAGGCAUUGCUGGCAUCAUCAGUAGUGGAGCAGUUUCCAUGUCUAAAGGACAGUCUUGGCACAGGCUAUGAUGCGUGGUUCACCCCAGGAAGGAAACAUAGACCUGCAACAGGAUUCCUAGAGGA